Messenger RNA from Planococcus citri (citrus mealybug), 2840 nucleotides. RefSeq lists its product as uncharacterized. NCBI's taxonomy places the organism in Eukaryota, Metazoa, Arthropoda, Insecta, Hemiptera, Pseudococcidae. The record is from RefSeq and is a predicted model, not a curated record. The transcript has 6 exons. The coding region runs from base 155 to 2686 and encodes 843 amino acids.
AGUAAAACGUUAUUUUCUUGACAUUCCUGAAACAGUGGCCAUACCUAGUUGAUCUAGAAGUGACUUUCAUGUUGGUAGUACAUCAUGUUUUUCAGUUAAAGUGAACUUAUUUGGUACCUAUUGAUUUUAAAACAGUUGAUUUUUUUUGGGAGAAAUGUCGCCCCCAUUGUGGGUUAAGACUGGAUUCCAAAUAUGUAUUUUUGUCAGUUUCUUAUUAUUUGCAAUGCUAGCAAUAAGCACUGCUUUACUACACUUUCACUUGUCAAAACAACGAGAUGUACUUCUUGAAAAAAUAAACGAAACAGAAACUCAUGCUCAUGGAGAAAUCUAUCCCACACCUGAUGCUGUUCCAACCAUUGCACCUUUUCCCGUUAUUCCUACAAUGAGAAAUAGUAAAAAAGCUAAUACCAUCAUUCCAAAAGCUCCCGAUUUUCAUCCAUCUCAAUUCAAGCAUUCUGGUUUGGACCAAAGAGCAAAUCCUCAAACUGAUCCAGUUUCAUUUGAUGAGAACUCGGAUGUAUAUGCUUUUAAAAACGACGACGUCAGACUUAAUAUUGAUCCUCAGUUGGAAAGAGAAACUGUAUUUGGUGACAUGAGGAAAGAAAAUUGGCCUAAUUCAAUGAAAGCAAAAGAAGAGGAUCCAGUUGGUUCAGAAACUUCAUCCACCAAUAUCGAUUCACCCAUUGAAAGCGACCUGAGACCCAAUGAAAAGCCUGUUGAAAACCGCUCUAAUGUUCAGACCCAUUCAGAAGAUGAUUCUGAAUCAGAAAAUUUACCCAAGCAAGAAUCCAAUCCUUUUGCUGAUCCAACUCCAAAAUAUGAUCUCGAGUCCAAGUUGAAGACAAAUGCUACAGCGAUCUUUCCUAAUCAUGAUAUUGUUACCCGUUCUAGUAAUGAUUCUGAAAUUGAUUCAUUGAUUGAAAAAUCUGCAAAAGAUUCAGAACCUGAUAUGUCUGGUAAAAAUGAAACUCUUGGUAAUGAUGACUCUGAAAUGUCUUCAGCUGGUAAAGAAAUGCUCCCUGAUCUUGGUAAUGAUGAUUCUGAAAUGGCUUCAGCUGAUAAAGAAAUGGCCUCUGAUAUUGGUAAUGAUGACUCUGAAAUGGCUUCAGCUGGUAAAGAAAUGCUACCUGAUCUGCCUCCAACUGAUAUGCGGCCUCAUUCUGCGAAUACUGCUGGUUCUGAUCCCCCUGCCAUAGCUGAUGGAUCUGACUCUAAACAAGAACUGCAUGAACGGCUACCAACACCAUUUGCUGCUAAGGCACUAUCCAGUGCGGACAGAACUAUCAACAACAAUAAAAAGUUCCAUUCAAAGAUAAAUUCUCCUAGUAAAAAUGUGUUAAUGGAUUCCACGGGUUCUUUGUUGAAAAUUGCCAGAGACCUCAAUGCACACCAUAGUUCUAUCGAAGAAGCUGCCAAAAUCAUGCAGAGACUCAAAAGAUCUGUGCCUAUUUCACCAUCUUUUCAUAGGAACGGUGUAAAAAGUCGCAAAGAUGCUGCAUUCAACAGAUCAUAUCGCAAAUCCCAAUCACAUAGUGUUCCAGUUUUCAAGAAUGUUCUUAAAAGUAGCUUUGUUGGGUAUCCAGCCUUUUACGGUUUAUGGUCCAAAGGUAGCCAUACUCGUAAUCUUGUUCAGCAUAGAGAAUCCUUACACCAAUCUGAGGAAGACUUGACUGGUAAUAACAAUGCACAUCCAUUGUCAAUGACUGGCAUUUUGAAAGAAAUGAUGGCUUUGAAACGAAGUGGUGCAAAAAUAGGUAAACCUGAUGAAAACCAUCCAUUAUAUAGAAAAAAAUAUCGUCUUCAAUUUGCAAACCCAUUACCACAAGAAGCCACUACAAGUCCUUCAACAACAAUGUCUACAAUUACAACGGAAGCCAGUGAAAUUACAACAACAUCUAUGUCAACAAUGCAAGCUGGUGACACGACUUCGACAACCAUGUCGACAAUGAAACCUGGUGACAUAACCACGCUGCCUAGUGACAUGACCACAAUGUCUAUGUCAACAAUGAAACCUGGUGAUAUGACCACAAUGUCUAUGUCAACAAUGAUGCCCAGUGAUAUGAGCACAAUGUCUAUGUCAACAAUGAUGCCUGGUGACACAACCACCAUGUCUAUGUCAACAAUGAUGCCUGGUGACACAACCACCAUGUCUAUGUCAACAAUGACGCCUGGUGACAUGUCCACAAUGUCCCCCAUGACAACCACAUGCAGGGAUGAUGACCCUUCUGAAGAAAUUAUUGAUCCAGAAAGAGACCCCUCAGAGGAAAAUAUAGGACCAGAAGGAGACUAUGAAGAAGGUUCUGAAGAAUUUACUCAACCAGACAGAUACCCUUCGGAGGAAUCAGAUGAAGACUAUGGAGAAGGUGGUUCUUGCAAUGGUCCAGAGUGUGUUGAUUGCAGUGAUAUGAAUUUUCGCAAGCUACACAGUAAACUUUGCAGUAAAAAAGCAGCUCGGGAUACUUUGAAAGACGUUGAAGUUCCUAAAAGUGAAGAAAAACAUAUUUUGAAAAAAAUUGACGCUAUAGCAAAAAGAAAUGUUGGAUCAGUGAAUCGAAUUCAGAAAUCUGAACACGAGCAAGGAUCUAUGAAAUCAAAUCUUGAUUCAAGCUUAUUCAGUAUAUUGGCUCCGAGAAGAAAAAUUCUGCGUAACACUCUACAAGAUGAUGGCACCAUUGAUGCUGAAUAGGUAUUAUUAAAAUCAUGACAAUAUUGUCAGCUAUGCUGUAAUGUAACUAUCUAAAAAUUAGUUAGCAUAAAUUAUUUGUUGAAAGUAUCGUAUGUAUUUGCUGACAUUAUAGAUACAUAGAUAAGAGUAUGUAAUAAAAAUUUGUAAACUACAA